Molecule: messenger RNA, 684 nt
Organism: Fusarium pseudograminearum CS3096
Lineage: Eukaryota; Fungi; Ascomycota; Sordariomycetes; Hypocreales; Nectriaceae
Exons: 1
Coding region: 1-684 (227 amino acids)
Cellular component (GO): cytosol
Molecular function (GO): GMP kinase activity
Source: RefSeq, a predicted model, not a curated record
AUGACGACUUCUACAGCCCAUCAAGACAUGGACAUGGACAUGGACACUGACGACUCCAGUGCCUCGUCCUUUGCCCUCGACGCUUCACUGGAAGCGUUCCCUGAUACCCGCCCUAUCGUCGUAUCUGGGUCUUCGAGGGCCGGUAAGCGCGUUUUGGUUCAAAAGCUCAUUGACUCUUACCCAGACAAAUUUUCCUCGGUGGUUUCUCAUACAACACGCGCCCCACGCGUUGGAGAAGUUGAGGGUACCACAUACAACUUUGUUUCGCAUUCUACCUUUGCCCAAAUGAUCGAAACGGAUAGUUUUAUCGAGUAUACUGUUGUCCGCGGAGACUACUACGGUACAAGCAGAGAUGCCGUCACGACUCUUCAAAGAGAAGGAUCCAUCGCCCUUCUCGAAGUCAAUGACCAAGGAUCCCGAGCUAUUGCGAAGGCUCAAGGUAACAAUGCCCGCUUCGUUUGCAUUACGCCUCCGACCUUUCACGAGUCAGAGGACUGCCUAGAUACCGGGCGCAUGAGGUGUAGACCAAUUAGGCAAAGAUUUAUCUUGAACCUCGAAAGCGAUAAGACAUGGCCACUUCUUGGCAUUCGUAUCUCCAAUGCUGAUCUGGACCAGGCUCAUGAGGAGUUGGAAGAGUUUGUAUUUCUUACACUAUUGGACGAACCGUCUCCCACUUGGUCAUGA